Gryllus bimaculatus (two-spotted cricket) is the source of this 783-nucleotide messenger RNA. The record is from the annotation of a GenBank genome assembly. Lineage: Eukaryota; Metazoa; Arthropoda; Insecta; Orthoptera; Gryllidae.
AUGCGGGCUAUUGAACGAAUUCAGUCGCGCAGCGGGUCUCACUGGCCCAGAGAGCGUGAGGAGGCAGCUGGGCAGCGGGCACUGGGUGGCGGCCGCGGCGGCGAGCGCAUGGCAAGGUGGCCGGCUCUUGACAUGACUGGAAUUGCAUUUCCUUCCUACAUCAUUUAUGGUCGCAUCAAAGAAUUAGAAGCUUUAGGUCAAUUAUCACCAGAACAGGAAAAUGCUCGCUUUGUACCUCCCACGUGGACUCUGGAGCAGUUGGGCAUUCUGGGGAUCGCCAUGGCGUUCGACUUCUCGCUGUUCCUCGGGUGCGUGCUGCGUAAAUCUGCUACGAGGGCGCGGCGCGCAGUGGUGACGGUGCUGGGCGUGGUGGCCGGCGUGCAGUACUGGGACGCGCUGGAGCUGGUGCGGCUGGAGGAGUACCUGAUGGAGAAGCGGCGGCGCGUGGUGGACGUGGAGCGGCUGCGCAUGGCCGUGGCCGCCACGCUGGUCAAGCGCCACGCGACCGCGCCGCCCGAGGCGAACGGCACCAGCCGCCUCAGCCUGGACGCCACAGCGGACCAGAUUCCAGUAAAGGAGACAAAAUGUAUGAAAAGAUGGUGCGAUGUACGUAAGGCACGACGUCGACAAGAGACUUCACGAGGCCGCGCAGGCAAAUGGCAGGUGAGGCUGCAGGAGGAAGGAGCUUCAGCGUCGGCAGCGGUAGCGGAAAGCGAAAGCCGCAUUUCUUCUGCGUGGUCGCGCAGCUUAGCCGGUGGCGUGUGGGAAGGGCGAAGUCAGUAA